This is a messenger RNA of Helobdella robusta, 1602 nucleotides long. RefSeq lists its product as hypothetical. The transcript is spliced from 3 exons. NCBI's taxonomy places the organism in Eukaryota, Metazoa, Annelida, Clitellata, Rhynchobdellida, Glossiphoniidae. The coding region runs from base 1 to 1602 and encodes 533 amino acids. The record is from RefSeq and is a predicted model, not a curated record.
AUGACAACAGCAUUAAUAGAUGUUCUUAUGAGCGCGGAGUUGGACAUGUCGUUACGUCAUUCGAACAAGAAGGCACGUGACAACAAGGAGAACAACAACAGCAACUCAUUGUGGAAGAACAAACCAUUCCUGGUUGGAAUAACGAGCGGCAUGAUAGCAGUGACCGUCUUCACAUCUAUACUCAUCUGCUAUUUUGCCUUCCAAUUGUAUGUUAUACAUGUAGCACUUUCUUAUUUAUUGAAACGAAAAAGUCGCAGAACCAGGAAGAAGAACAAGCAACGCCACAAAGUAGUCGACAACAACAGCUCUCACCAGAGGUCAGACGCUGUGAACGAUUUCGACCAUCAACUUUCAUGUCCGAGUAUCAACAACAUCAACAACGUGAACAUUCACAACAACAACAACAUCAUCACCAACAGCAUCAUCAGUUCAAACAAUAUUUUUCCUAACCAAGCUGAAAUCAAACCGCUCAUAAAACCAGGCAUGAAUAAUGAUCAGCAGAAAUAUUAUAAGCAUCACUCUCUCUCUAGGUCACAGCAGUCGCACAACCAUAUACAUCACCCGCAUGAUGUCGUUUUUGAGGAAACAUCGUUGGCUUUCAACAAAUUUUCAACUAACCAACAUGAGAUGUCCUUUGUAAAGCAACACCCUUCAAAAACACUGAUGUCAUCAAAAAACAUAUAUAACCCACCCACUAAUAACAACUUCAACAACAGCAACAACAACAACUACAACAACAACUACUCAUACUCAUCUGGUUGCCAAACAUUAAGAUCAACUAACACGCUUCCUCUCUACUCACCUCAACAAAAAUUUCACCAAAACUAUCACCAACAACAAACCCAUGAACAGCAUCAAAACAAGCAACAACAACAACAACCUCAGUGUUAUCAACAAAACAGCAACACACAACAACAGACCAGCAAACAGCAGCAAAUUGCAACAAUCUUCCCAACUCAAUACGUCGCCAACACAAAAAAUAACAACAUCGCAAACUCAUUGUGUUUUCAACAUUCCGCUUUCUCAUCAGCAGCAUCAACAGCAACUUCAGCAGCAACAGCAGCAACAACAUCAAACGCCACAAAAAGUGUAACAUGGUCACCUGUCCUGGAUCAGUUGCUGAUGAUGCCACAUGAAGAUAGUUCAUUCAGUGACGAAACAACUGCCAUCAACAACUUCAACAACUCUGCCAUACUUCAACCGAAUAAAAUUCAACUUACUUUCUGUAAUAAUAAUCGCAAGAGCAACACUUUGAACAGAUACAACAACAACAACAGCAACACCAACAAUACACUUUUUAAAGACAUCUAUAGCGACUUUUCAUACGAUCCAUACUCACGUGACAACAAUAACAACAACACAACAUUAUGUACUUCAUCUAACAAAGACAACAACACAUCUCUUAUUAAUGACCCAUACCCAAACGCCAACGCUGAUUCGUUGUCUUCAUCGCUGACGUCACUCUUGAACAACCAAUCAGAUGACACUUGUAGAUUAACCCCUGUUCUUGAAGAUGCGAGCAAUGUUGUUGUUGAUCGUUGCUCUGCAUUUGAACCGGUGGCAGUACGAGCAAAAAACAAAACGCUGUUGACUGAUGUAUAG